This is a messenger RNA of Malaclemys terrapin pileata, 2666 nucleotides long. RefSeq lists its product as uncharacterized. The record is from RefSeq and is a predicted model, not a curated record. Lineage: Eukaryota; Metazoa; Chordata; Testudines; Emydidae. The coding region runs from base 1054 to 2388 and encodes 444 amino acids. The transcript is spliced from 2 exons.
CAUAAAUGGAUUUUUUGGUAGUGAUAUUGAGACUUUUUUUUCUCCCUCUAAGAUUACAACCAUCUCCCAAAGUAGAGUAUAGUCAGUAAAGAAGAAGGGUUUCUUGUCCAGUGUAGGACAUUUGGGUGUUAAGAGACUUACUUACUGAAAUUUGGCAUAAAACACAGGGGUUGUAAACUGAAGGAGCAAUAGAAUCAUUCCCAUUACUUUGUUGUUGUUGCAAUAUUUCACUGAAUAACUUAAAACAGAACGAACACACACACACAAACACACACACAUCACAUUGGCUUCUUGUAUUUAUAAUCCAUCUGUUGUAGUUUUUGCAUGGGUGUAUGGAACUGCAAAAUUAAACUGACUAAUCUAUUUUCACUGUCCAAUUUGAGUGGAAUCCAAAAGUAAAAAAAAAAAGCAUCAAGGAAGAAAUUAAACUAAAUUUUUUUCCAUUUCAAUCUUGCCUGACACAAGUAACAGGUGAAGUUAUUUGUUAAACAUUUAUUUUUUUUAACUUGACCAUGUCCCUUUUAGAGUUAAAGUAUUUGCUUGCCUGAAAAUGUCUCUGGAAAUGAGCUGGGUAGAGAGGAGGUGAGAGACUAAGUGGAAGAUUUUCUGCCAAUAAGAAUCUGAGAUUGGUCCAAAAACAUGAGUGAUAAAUGCUGUAAUCGAGACAAAGGCAGGGACUAGGAAACAACUGAGGUAGGACAUUUCUUUAUAGCAUAGUAGCUCAUGGAAUCCUCUCUGCUUUGUUUUUACAGAAGUAAGUGUAACUCCCCUAAUGUUCAUGCCCUAAUCCUGUUGGAGCGGAGAAUCAGAAACCAUGCAAGCUGCUGUUCUGCUACUUUAUCAGUGAUGGACUACAAGUGAUGUUUGUCCACAAUUUCAGCCUGUGCACGUCUGCGGAAGCACUUUAUGUAGAGGUCCAGUCUGUCAUUUCGACCGUCAGGAGGAGUUCACACAGAGUUCUUCUUCUUGUAGUGUUGGUAGGAGGGUUCCUGUGGGUCAGUGCACUGUUCAGUGGUGUGUUGAAAAUAUUCCUUGAGUCGGAGACGACAAAAGAUGCUGAUCAGGUGGUUCCUCAGUUUCUUUGAGAGUGUGGCCACCAUGGAUGUAGAAGCACUUUACACCAAUAUUCCACAUGAGGAUGGACUACAAGCUGUCAGGAACAGUAUCAUUGAUGAGGCCACAGCACUCCUGGUGGCUGAGCUUUGUGACUUUGUACUCACCCACAACCACUUCAGAUUUGGGGACAACUUAUACCUUCAAGUCAGUGGCACUGCUAUGGGUACCCGCAUGGCCCCACAGUAUGCCAACAUUUUUAUGGCUGACUUAGAACAACGCUUCCUCCGCCCUCGUCCCCUAGUGCCCCUCCUCUACUUGCGCUACAUUGAAGACAUCUUCAUCUUAUGGACCCACGGAAAGGAGGCCCUUGAAGAAUUCCACCUGGACUUCAACAAUUUUCACCCCACCAUCAACCUCAGCCUGGACCAGUCCACACAAGAGAUCCACUUCCUGGACACUACAAUGCAAAUAAGUGAUGGUCACAUAAACACCAUAUACCAGAAACCUACUGACCGCUAUACAUAUCUCCAUGCCUCCAGCUUCCAUCCAAGACACAUCACACGAUCCAUUGUCUACAGCCAAGCCCUAAGAUACAACCGAAUUUGCUCCAACCCCUCAGACAGAGACAAACACCUACAAGAUUUUUAUCAAGCAUUCGUAAAACUACAAUACCCACCUGGGGAAGUGAGGAAACCGAUUGACAGAGCAAGACGGGUACCCAGAAAUCACCUACUACAGGACAGGCCCAACAAGGACAAUAACAGAACACCACUGGCCAUCACGUACAGCCCCCAGCUAAAACCUCUUCAGCACAUUAUCCAUGAUCUACCACCUAUCCUGGAAAACGAUCCCUCACUCUCACAGACCUUGGGAGGCAGGCCAGUCCUCGCUUACAGACAACCCCCCAACCUGAAGCAAAUACUCACCAGUAACUACACACCACACCACAGCAACACCAACCCAGGAACCAAUCCCUGUAGCAAACCUUGUUGCCUACUCUGUCCCCAUAUCUACAUCAGAGGACCCAACCACAUCAGCCACACCAUCAAGGGCGCAUUCACCUGCACAUCCACUAAUGUUAUAUAUGCCAUCAUGUGCCAGCAAUGCUCCUCUGCCAUGUACAUUGGCCAAACCGGACAGUCCCUCCGCAAAAGAAUAAAUGGACACAAAUCGGACAUCAGGAAUGGUAACAUACAUAAGCCAGUAAGUGAACACUUCAAUCUCCCUGGUCAUUCUAUUACAGAUUUAAAAGUCACUAUCAUUGAACAAAAAAAACUUCAGAAACAGACUUCAAAGAGAAACAGCAGAACUAAAAUUAAUUUGCAAAUUUAACACCAUUAAUCUGGACUUGAAUAGGGACUGGGAGUGGCUGACUCAUUACAGAAGCAGCUUUUCCUCUCCUGGAAUCGACACCUCCUCAUCUAUUAUUGGGAGUGGACUACAUCCACCCUGAUUGAAUUGGCUCUGUCAACACUGGUUCUCACUUGCGAAGUAACUCCCUGCGUCAGUAUAUAAUGCCUGCAUCUGUAACUUUCACUCUAUGCAGCUGAAGAAGUGAGGUUUUUACCCACGAAAGCUUACGCCCAAAUAAAUGUUAGCCUUUUAAGGUG